Molecule: messenger RNA, 974 nt
Organism: Alexandromys fortis (reed vole)
Lineage: Eukaryota; Metazoa; Chordata; Mammalia; Rodentia; Cricetidae
Product: cytosolic non-specific dipeptidase-like
Exons: 2
Coding region: 404-772 (122 amino acids)
Biological process (GO): proteolysis
Cellular component (GO): cytosol
Molecular function (GO): dipeptidase activity
Source: RefSeq, a predicted model, not a curated record
AGAGGACCAGAAAUGCUGGCUGGUGUGGGUUUUUAGGUUUGUGUCCUGGUAUGCAGUGGGGGGCUCAUGUACCCUCCACCUGCUCCUCAGUCUCUCUCUCUGGAAAACAGGGGUGAGUAGUGGUCCUGCUCACUUCCGUGGGGCUACCUGACUCACCAGCAUGAUGCACUUGGUGCUCCUGGCCCCUGCCGCCACCUGGUCAUUUGCUCUGGUGCCUGAGCUUUUGGAAUCAGGACCACCCAGAACACUUAUGCGCUGCCCCGGCUAAGCAUCCCACUUUCUGCCACUUCCCCCAGGCUGCCUGGUAGACAAGAAGGGGAAAAUCCUCAUCCCCGGCAUCAACGAAGCCGUGGCUCCUGUGACGGAUGAGGAGUGUGAGCUCUAUGACCACAUUGACUUUGACAUGGAAGAGUUUGCCAAGGACGUUGGGGCUGUGACCCUUCUGCACAGCUGCAAGAAAGACAUCCUGAUGCACAGAUGGCGGUACCCAUCCCUGUCCCUCCAUGGAAUCGAAGGAGCCUUCUCUGGUUCAGGGGCCAAGACUGUGAUACCCAGAAAGGUGGUCGGCAAGUUCUCCAUCAGGCUCGUGCCGGACAUGGUGCCUGAAGCCGUCAGCGAGCAGGUAUGGGGGGGAUGCAGGACGCCAGUGGGUAAAAGUUGUGGGUUCGUGCCGGACAUGGUACCUGAGGCCGUUAGCAAGCAGGUACGGGGGAUGCAGGAUGCGAGUGGGGUAAAAGUUCUGGGGUCGCAUGGCAACCGAGAGCUGCUGUGAUGCUAGAACGGUAAGAUCUUCCUCCUGGACCAAAGCCUCCAGCUCGGACUCCUGCCCCUUGACAUUGGUUGUAAGAAGCAAAGCCGUGUGAGCGAGCCUUACACACUGCAGACUACUGAGGCAUGUGAAAAUAUGACCUCUGACCUCACCCCAAAGCAAAGGCUCAUGCAUGGUCACGUGUUAGCUGCCUCUCUCGGAGGUG